UCCAGUUUAGGUCUAAUAUCAGAUUCUUUUCAUAUGUUUUUUGACUGUACUGCUCUAUUGGCUGGAUUAGCAGCUUCAGUUAUUUCAAAAUGGAGGUCAAACGAUGCUUUCUCCUAUGGGUAUGUUCGAGCAGAAGUACUUGCUGGAUUUGUAAAUGGUUUAUUCCUCAUCUUUACAGCAUUCUUCAUUUUCUCUGAAGGUGUUGAGAGAGCACUUGAGCCUCCUGAUGUGCAUCAUGAGAGACUUCUUCCUGUUUCUAUACUAGGAUUCAUUGUAAAUCUUAUAGGAAUAUUUGUUUUUCAACAUGGAGGUCAUGGGCAUUCACAUGGCUCUGGGCAUGAACACAGCCAUUCUCUAUUUAAUGGUGGUCUCAGCCAUGGACACAGUCACGGAGGUCAUGGUCACAGCCAUGAACAUAAACACGGCCAUGGACACACUCAUGAUCAUGGCCAUAGCCAUGGACACUCUCAUGGUCAGGAUUACUGUCAUGGUGACCAUUCUCUUGAAGGGGUGGCUGGAUCCAGCAAACAGAUUUUACAAGGUGUAUUUCUCCACAUUGUUGCAGACACGCUGGGAAGUAUUGGUGUGAUCAUAUCUGCUCUACUGAUGCAGAACUAUGGUCUGAUGAUAGCAGAUCCUAUUUGUUCAAUGCUGAUAGCACUACUUAUAGGUGUAAGUAUUGUUCCGCUUUUAAAAGAAUCCAUUGGAAUUCUGAUGCAGAGAACUCCUCCUUCCCUGGAAAACGCUCUGCCUCAGUGCUACCAGAGGGUGCAGCAGCUGCAAGGAGUUUACAGUUUACAUGAACCCCAUUUCUGGACCCUCUGUACAGACGUUUACAUAGGGACUUUGAAAUUACUAGUAGCUCCUGAUGCUGAUGGAAGGUGGAUUCUAAGCCAGACUCACAAUAUUUUUACUCAG
Molecule: messenger RNA, 918 nt
Organism: Nestor notabilis (Kea)
Lineage: Eukaryota; Metazoa; Chordata; Aves; Psittaciformes; Psittacidae
Gene: SLC30A7
Product: solute carrier family 30 (zinc transporter), member 7
Exons: 8
Biological process (GO): intracellular zinc ion homeostasis; zinc ion transport; transmembrane transport
Cellular component (GO): membrane; Golgi apparatus
Molecular function (GO): zinc ion transmembrane transporter activity
Source: RefSeq, a predicted model, not a curated record